AAAAAAUUUUUUCCGGUUAAAUCCUUCUCGUUCUCGUCACAGCAAAGUUAUCCUUUGAAAAAGGAUGGCGAUCAGUGUGUGCGGUUUGUCGGGCGUGUCCGUGACGCGCGUGCAGGUGGAGGACGCCAUGCGCAAGAUGCCGAAGACGCCCUCCCUGCCCGCGAAGGAGUACUACCCGGACGUGGACAGCUCCGCGUACACGGGGGGCAUGAGCCCGAACCGCGGCAUCGACGCGCAGCGCCAGCCGCCGCUGCACUGGAGCGUGGACGAGUUGGUGCACCAGAAGCCCACCACCGUCGAGGUGCUGGACGACAACGACCCGAACCCGCCGCCGCCGCGGCUCCGGUCCUUCCCGUCCAGCAAGCGGAGCAUCAUGGCCACCCGGUUCUGCCUGGACGGGUCCGAGAACUUCGAGAACCCGCUGGCCCGCAACACGCUGGACUCCAUGCGGGACCAGGAGCACCUGAAGCACCAGCUGCAGAAGAUGUGCACGGAGAGCUCCAAGCUAGCGGAGGCGGAGCGGAUCGGGCUGGGCCACGACAUGUCGGGCCCCAUGCCCCCGGUGCAGGUGGCGGCCGUGUGUCCGCUGCACCAGGUGGGCCGCGACCUGGCCAAGGACCCCCCGCAGACCCACGCGGUCUACCUCCCGCAGUUCGGCGUGGACUUCCCGAAAAUGCGGUCGGUGCGCACCUCCCCGAAACUCUGCGUGACGUUCUACCACCAGCUGUCCACCGACGAGAUCACGCAGCGGAAGUGGCACUUCCUGGACCACGGCAUGUCGCAGCUGGCCUCCAUGCGGAGCCAGCUGGAGGCCGUGGGCACCAACAACCCUUUGUCGAUCGCGAACAACGCGUGGCGGGGCCCCCAGAUCACCGACCUGGGAAGCGGCGGCGCGGGGGCGCACCAACGGGCGAACCGCCGUGACGCGGACGUCGGCCCGGCGCUGAUGCGGGCCAAGGGCAAGAAGCUGCUGCCGACGCUGGCGACCGCGGCGCAGAUGGUGGGAAAAUUACAGAAGGGCAGCCCGACGGGGAAGCUGACGGAACGGAACGUGAAGCAGCUGAAGCAGGUGAAGCUGAACCCCACGCUCCUGCAGGCCACCGACGAGCAGAGCGCGAAGAAGGCCGCGGCGCAGGCACUGGGGCUGGGGCCGACACCAGGAGGAAGCACAACGACAACCAAAAAGCAGGGGUCGCAGCCGCGGAAGGAGGAGAAGCCCCUGCAGCCGGAGGACUUGAUUUCCAACGUGGAGAUUGCGAAGAAGUUUUUCGGCCUGGGCAGAGAGGAGGAGCUGGAGAACGUCAAGCAGAAGAUGCGGGAGCAAUUCACGGGGGCGUCGAAGAUCGAGAACCAGGUGAAGCAGAUGGAGCAGCUGCAGAACCAGAAUUGGUGGGAGGAGGACGCCAAUUUGGUGCGGAAGGACAAGGACAUCUUUCCGCUUUUGAAAACCGUCGCGGAGUUCUUCCUCGGCCCCGGGCUCACGCUGCCGGGCAUGACGAAGGAGCUGGAGCCCACGGUCGCGAAGCUGGCGGGCGCGCUCUGCAAGGACGCGCUGCAGCCCGAAUUCGACGUGGGGAUCACGCUGAAACAGGUGCAAAAGCUCCGACAGCUGGCGGACUCGAUGCGGCUGCUGGCGAAGAAAAACAACAACCUGGACAUGCUCAUCGUGGCGCUCAUUUGCAAGGUCUGCUGCACCCGCUUGCUCAAGAAGCGCACCGGGAUUGUCUUCAGCAACGUGCUCAAGCUGAUACAGCGAAUCGCGAUGGAGAUCGGGGAUCCGAGAAACCAUAACCAAAACGGUAUAUAUAAAAGCAUGGUCCACGCUGUGCAUAUUGAGUAUCUACUAACUUUCGACUACUCCGUGUCCUUUGUUUCGCUGCGUGCCCUUUUCUGUUUUCCACCGAUGUUGGUUGCUUCGCUCUAGUUCUAUCUUCGACUUUUUUGAUUCUGAUUACUUAGUAGAAAAGUGAAAAAAUCGACGUCCGAUGUCGCACUGCCCCACAAUGACCAUAUUAUUCACUGUCAAACGCACUGUGAUUUUUAUCUCCCAACAGGCAAGCCCGGCGUGGUAGUUAGCCCGCAUUUGAUUGGGCUUUUCUCGCAACUGGCGGCGGAGGUGCGGAAGCAAAAUACGGGAGCCGUGAUUCCCGCAGACCAGAUCCUGGCCCCGGACAGCAUGCAGAGUAUCCAGGUUCUAGCUAAGGAGAUCGCAAAUAAGGUCGACGAAAUCAACGGCCCAGAGAUUUAUCGAAAGGUACGCAAUAAACAGAUUUUUUUCUGUAAGAAAUUAGCAGACAGAAAAAAGCUAUAGAUUCGCACCGCUUGUUGAAGUUCUGUGCAUGGGGUGAGGAACGGCGAAAAAGUUCACUGUUUCUUUCCAUCAUCAUGCCAUCGUUACUCGUUACUACAACAGGCCUGGAAGGCGAAGAUCGACAAAGUGUUCGACACGAUGGACCGGGACGGCAGCGGGUUCGUAAACCGGCAGGAACUGGAGAAGAUGUACAAGCUAUCCUUUGUAAAAAUCGACACCCAUGUGGCCCCCCUAAAAUCAAGACGUGAUCUCAUUUGAAGUGCGCAAAUCAAGUAGCUGUGCGGGACUUUAUUUCGCAUGUUCACAAGAUCAAUAGGCGCGGACUAGCUUCGUGGUGAUAGAUUAGCGAAGCAUGAUUCAACAUCCUCCAUUAAAAGGCAGGACUCUGCAUUGUCAGGAUUUCAGAAUUGCAUGCAAAUCUAGUUCAAAAGACCAUAUGCAAUCAAAAUGUUUCUUUUCACUGCGAAGCGCAACAAUAGAGACACAACUAAGCUUUCUGCGAGUUGUGCGGCUGUGCAGGAUGAAUAUGGGUACUAGGUCCCGGGUCGUACGUUUUUACACUGGAUACAAGCCGCACGUAGCCAACCAAACAAAGAAAUUUUUGAUUGAAGAGCUGCUCGACCGGUUUGACGCAGACGGCGACAACAAGGUCAGUUACGCGGAGUGGGUUUGCUGCUUAUCGGAAGCCGAGCGCUCGGGACGGUACUCCGUAGAAGAGCUGUCCAUGGAGCUCUCUUUUUUUCUGAAGGGCGGAGGCGCCAGCAGGCUUGAAAGUCUGGAGUUUGAAAAGGCUUAAAAGAGUGGAGCAGAUUCGUUUCUGUCCUCUUCCAGCAGGGGAGAGCAAGCGCCGCCCCACAUCAUUGAUGAAGAAAUUGUUUUUGUUUAAAACCUGUUUCUCUUCCUACCAAAGACAAAAAGCUAUUCCCACUGCGUCCCUAUGAUCCACAUGGAGCUGUCUUGCAUAGCCUGCAAAAGUGACAAAGAGGGGAGGCGUCAGUUUUCUACUAACAGCUAAGAUUUUGAGUAGCCCUCAACAGCCUCGGCCUAUUUUUAGAUAGAAUUUGACUUCAUGUUACAUAUCGUAAGCAUACACGUCUUUCACGCGUAUUUGUAGUUUUUCAUUUCUGUUUUUACUUUUCGUACACUAUAGCAGACUCACGUCAUCAUGUGCAAUAUCCUUGCACUGAUGCAUGUAUGGUCUACGCUUUGUCGACGUUCUCCUGCGGAAAUAGCCUUUCUAGCAGGAAUGAGUCAACACACUCAGUCUUUACCAAGGACGUGUCAUGUCACUGGCAUGAAGCGGGGACAGCGACAACCUGCAGCAGACAGAACCCUCAGAAAGAACUAGACCUGGUCCGCCAGGCAAAGUCUUGUUGAUAUACAGCCUCGAAGUUCGCAGUUCCAAAACGAAAAUUUUUUCUGAUGACACACGCGUGACACAAGAAACCGCCAAAAUACGGGUUCAUUGCUCCGGAUGAAAUUGUUCGCUACAUGUCGAUAAUUAAAAGAGGAACUCGAAUUUUG
Molecule: messenger RNA, 3835 nt
Organism: Amoebophrya sp. A120
Lineage: Eukaryota; Dinophyceae; Syndiniales; Amoebophryaceae
Source: the annotation of a GenBank genome assembly